Pisolithus orientalis is the source of this 195-nucleotide messenger RNA. RefSeq names its product cytochrome c oxidase subunit II C-terminal. Gene Ontology annotation, cellular component: membrane. The record is from RefSeq and is a predicted model, not a curated record. Gene Ontology annotation, molecular function: cytochrome-c oxidase activity; copper ion binding. The annotation marks the transcript as partial. The transcript has a single exon. Gene Ontology annotation, biological process: ATP synthesis coupled electron transport. NCBI's taxonomy places the organism in Eukaryota, Fungi, Basidiomycota, Agaricomycetes, Boletales, Pisolithaceae.
AUACCUGAAUCUGAUUUAGAAUUAGGACAACUUAGAUUAUUAGAUGUUGAUAAUAAAAUGAUCAUUCCAGUAGAUUGCCAUAUUAGAUUAAGUAUUACAGGUGCAGAUGUAAUUCAUUCAUUUGCUGUGCCUUCAUUAGGUGUUAAAAUUGAUGCUACACCAGGUAGAUUAAAUCAAUCUUCUAUAUUUUUAUAA